This is a messenger RNA of Dioscorea cayenensis subsp. rotundata (Guinea yam), 838 nucleotides long. RefSeq names its product heat stress transcription factor C-2b-like. Gene Ontology annotation, biological process: regulation of transcription by RNA polymerase II. Lineage: Eukaryota; Viridiplantae; Streptophyta; Magnoliopsida; Dioscoreales; Dioscoreaceae. Gene Ontology annotation, molecular function: RNA polymerase II cis-regulatory region sequence-specific DNA binding; DNA-binding transcription factor activity. Gene Ontology annotation, cellular component: nucleus. The record is from RefSeq and is a predicted model, not a curated record.
UUAGAAUGGCAGCUCCGUUUGUGAUGAAGACUUAUAAGAUGGUGGAUGAUCCGGAGACAGACAUGGUGAUAAGAUGGGGAGUGGAGAACAAUAGUUUUGUGGUUCUUGAUCCGUUUGUCUUUGCAAAGACUUUGUUGCCGGCUCACUUCAAGCACUGUAACUUCUCUAGCUUUGUUCGCCAACUUAAUACUUAUGGAUUUAGAAAGGUAGAUCCAGAUAAGUGGGAAUUCGCUCAUGCAUCAUUCUUGAGAGGCCAAACAUGUCUACUAAGUACCAUUGUUAGGAGAAACAACAGGAAAAAGAAGGAAUCAGACUCUGAUCAUGGUGCUGGUCUAGAUGAUAAUGAAGAAGAUAAGGUGGUCAUGGAGGUGGUCCGGCUUAAAAAGGCCCAACAGGCCACUGAAGAUGAGAUCCAUAAAAUGUGGGACCGUUUGCACGACGCCGAACGCAAGCCCAAACAAAUGUUGGACUUCUUGGCCCGUGUUUUGAAAAACCCGGCCCUUCUUGACCGUCUCAUGGCCCACCGGGCCGGGGAUGAGAUCGAGGAAAAGAGAGUCCGGCUUCGAAUUAAUAAUGAGACUAAUCAUGAUGAUGAUGGAUCUGUGCGAUGUGAUGAUGGAUCUGUGCUAAAUUUGGAUCGGGAUGAUGAUGUGGGCUUUUGUGGUGGGCCUGAGCCCAUGGUGUAUGAUUUUGGUAUGGAGGUUGGAGGUGAGGGUUACCCACUUUCAUUUUGAUGGGGUUUGGUGUGUUUUUAUUUUUAGUUUCAAGGUGGGGACUGUUUGAUGUGUAGUUUUGCAUUGUAUAUAUAUAUAUAUAUAUUUACUUUUACUUUUAAUCU